Molecule: messenger RNA, 2511 nt
Organism: Dictyostelium discoideum AX4
Lineage: Eukaryota; Evosea; Eumycetozoa; Dictyosteliales; Dictyosteliaceae
Product: UBP-type zinc finger-containing protein
Exons: 4
Coding region: 1-2511 (836 amino acids)
Biological process (GO): protein deubiquitination; ubiquitin-dependent protein catabolic process
Cellular component (GO): nucleus
Molecular function (GO): cysteine-type deubiquitinase activity; zinc ion binding
Source: RefSeq, a predicted model, not a curated record
AUGAGCAGUAUGGUAAAAUCAUAUUCAGUACAACCAUUACCACACAAUAACAACACAUCAAGCACAACCACCAAUACCAAUACCAAUACCAAUAUCAAUACCAAUACAUCGAGUAGCUCAUCCUCACCACCAAUUAAAAAGAGUAUAUCAACAUGCAAACAUAUUGAUAUUUAUAAACAAGAUGGAGGAAGUAAAAGAUAUGAAAUCAUUGAAAACUAUAUAUUUUCAUACAAAACAAAAUUAAUAAAUUCUGAUAAAUUACCAACACCCUAUUGUAUGGUAUGCAAUUGUUUCAAUGGUAGAUUACAUAUUUGUUUACAUUGUGUCCAUGUCUCAUGUUGGAAACAAGGUCAUAUUCAUCAACACCUUGGAAAAAGUCACCCAAAUCCAACUGCAGCAAACAACAACAACAACAACAACAAUAAUAAUAACACUAGCACAACUUCAAACUCAAAUCAAGAAGAAAAAAAUAUUACCAACAAUAAUGAUAUUCAUUUUUUAGCGGUAGAUUUAAAUUUAAAUCAAAUUUAUUGUCACUAUUGUCAAGAUUAUAUUUAUGAUAAAGAGUUUGAUGAAAUUAAAGAUUCUGUAAAAUUGAAUAUUACUAUUAAUUUAAUUGAUUCUAAAAAUCCAUCAACAAAAAGAGUGAAAUAUCGGGUUUGGAAACCAUCAGAUGAAGAAUCUAAAUUUAUAAAAAAAAAUUCUGAAAUUUUAGAUCCAACCCUUUCCAAUCCAGCAAUUGGAUUAAGAGGUUUAAAUAAUUUAGGAAAUACGUGUUUUAUGAAUUCAAUUUUACAAUCAUUUUUACAUAAUCCAUUAUUAAGAAAUUAUUUCCUUAGUGAUAUGCAUAAAUGUGAUAAAAAAAAUAAUUUAAAUAAUGUAAAUAGUAGUAAUAAUAAUAAUAAUAAUAAUUUUAAUAAUAAUAAUAAUAAUAAUAAUAAUAAUAAUAAUAAUAAUAAUAAUAAUAAUAAUAAUAAUAAUAAUAAUAAUAAUAAUAAUAAUAAUAAUAAUAAUAAUAAUAAUAAUAAUAAUAAUAAUAAUAAUAACAAUAAUAAUGAAAAUAGUAACGAUGAUAAUCCAAAUAUAAAAUCAGAACCAAUUGAUGAUAAUAAUAGUGAAAUAGUAUCAACACCUCCAAUACAGAAUAAUAAUAAUAAUAAUAGCAAUAAUAAUAAUAAUAAUAAUAAUAAUAAUAAUAAUAAUAAUAAUAAUAAUAAUAAUAAUAAUAAUAAUAAUAAUAAUAUAUCAAAAAUUUGUUUAGGAUGUGAAAUGGAUAAAUUAUUUACAUGUGUAUUUAGUGGAGUUAAAUUUCCAUUUACACCACAUCAUUUUCUUUAUAGUUGUUGGAAUUAUUCAAAUUAUUUCAUUGGAUAUGAACAACAAGAUGCACAUGAAUUUUUUAUAUCAUCAUUGAAUGGAAUUCAUUCACAUUGUGGUGGUACCACUGGUAAAGAUUGUGAUUGUAUAAUUCAUUGCACAUUUGGUGGUGCAUUAAAAUCAGAGGUAUCUUGUUUAACUUGUCAAUUCACUUCUUCAACUUCUGAUCCUUUUAUUGAUAUUUCAUUAGAUAUUCCAAAAACUUUAAAAGAUAAAACUAGUAAUGCUAAUGGAAAUAGUAAUAGUAAUGGCAAUGGUAAUAAUAAAAUAAAUACUAGUACAGCAUCAACUACAGCAUCAGCUACAUUAUCAAGUCAAGAUGAUGAAGUAAUUUCUUUAGAUGGUAGCGAAAGUGUAAACGGUGAAAAUGGGUUAGGUUCAAAUUCUCACCAAGAACAAUAUCAUCAACAACAACAACAACAACAACAACAACAACAACAACAACAACAACAACAACAUCAACAACAACAAAAUAAUACAUUGUUGUCAUGCUUAGAAAGAUUUACACAACCAGAGAAAUUAGAUGAGAAAUAUUUUUGUCCAAAUUGUAAUAGCAAACAAGAAUCAACAAAACAACUUUCAUUCGAUACUUUACCAAUGGUGAUUUGUUUUCAUCUUAAAAGAUUUGAACGUUCACAAGCACAUAGAAGAACUCAUAAAAUUGAUACUUUUAUAGAAUUUCCAACUUCAAUUGAUAUGGGACCAUAUACAACUAUAAUGAAAAAAAAAGCAGAUGCAAUAGAUUUAAAUUCUAGUGGUACAUCAAUAAAGAGUGAAGAUUAUGGUGGUGAUAAUAAUAAUAAUAAUAUUAAUGGUAAUAAUAGUAAUAGUAAUAACAAUAAUAAUAAUAAUAAUAUUGAUUCAUCAUUUUUAAAUCAACUAAAUGAUCAAGAUAAAUUUCCAUCGAUUAUUGAACAACAUGAUGGUGAUAAUUCAUUUACAUAUGAAUUAUUUGCUGUAGUUAAUCAUACCGGUAAAAUUGAUAGUGGUCAUUAUACAAGUUUUGUAAAACAUCAAGAUAGUUGGUAUAAAUGUGAUGAUUCUAUGAUUAGUAGUACUACAAUUCAUAAUGUUUUAAAAUCAAAAGGAUAUCUUUUAUAUUAUUUAAAGAAACAGUUAUAUUAUUCAAAAUAA